Molecule: messenger RNA, 8634 nt
Organism: Passer montanus (Eurasian tree sparrow)
Lineage: Eukaryota; Metazoa; Chordata; Aves; Passeriformes; Passeridae
Gene: GABRA2
Product: gamma-aminobutyric acid type A receptor subunit alpha2
Exons: 9
Coding region: 494-1861 (455 amino acids)
Biological process (GO): chloride transport; nervous system process; signal transduction
Cellular component (GO): neuron projection; postsynapse; synapse
Molecular function (GO): GABA-gated chloride ion channel activity; inhibitory extracellular ligand-gated monoatomic ion channel activity; transmitter-gated monoatomic ion channel activity involved in regulation of postsynaptic membrane potential
Source: RefSeq, a predicted model, not a curated record
AGCAGCUGUCAAACGCGCUGGGCGCUCGGCGGCGACGGGGGGCGGCUCGCCCGCGGUCGGUCCCCGCACCGAGCCCCGGCGAAUGGCAUGACUCUGCCUGCCGCCCGCCCCCCGCCCCCCCGGCUGCGGUGUGCCGUAGUGAGGCGAGGGGUGGUUAAACCCCCGUCCUCCCGUACAUACGGUUUUUAUUUUUUGUUCCUUUUCGUCUCGGGGCUUUCACAUCACGGAACAGGAAAGCAUCUGAUGCGCCGGCUCACAUGCCACUUCUGAUCAUACAUUGCCUCCUUGCACAGAGCAGGAUCGUUGGGAAAGAUGGAGAUACAAUAAGUUGCUAGUACUGAAAAGUGCUGCGGAAAUCCAGUGGUUUCCUUUCUCCAGUGAAGUGACAUAUUUUCCUCGGGUUUAAGUUGAAAGCGCUGCUUGGCGGAGACUGACUGUGGCUGAGAGUGGGUUUGUGUUUUUCUUGCACCGUUAGGUUUUGCAAAGAGCAGCGAUGAAGAAGAAACUGGCACCCUCCGAGAUGCAGUUGGUUCUUCUCGUUUUAUUGGUGUGGCUACCAACAAGAUCAGUGCUGGCUGACUCCCUGGAAGACGAAGCUAAGAAUAACAUCACCAUCUUCACAAGAAUUCUAGACAGACUUCUGGAUGGUUAUGAUAAUCGCCUCAGACCUGGAUUAGGAGAUAGUAUUACUGAAGUCUUCACUAACAUCUAUGUGACCAGUUUUGGACCUGUGUCAGAUACUGAUAUGGAGUACACGAUAGAUGUGUUCUUCCGUCAGCGAUGGAAGGAUGAGAGAUUAAAGUUUAAAGGCCCAAUGAACAUUCUUCGACUGAACAACCUAAUGGCCAGCAAAAUCUGGACCCCAGAUACAUUUUUUCACAAUGGGAAGAAGUCAGUGGCUCAUAACAUGACAAUGCCAAACAAGCUUCUACGAAUCCAGGACGAUGGGACACUCUUGUACACCAUGAGGCUUACAGUCCAAGCUGAAUGUCCAAUGCACUUGGAGGACUUCCCUAUGGAUGCUCACUCGUGCCCACUGAAAUUUGGCAGCUAUGCAUACACAACUUCAGAAGUGACAUACAUUUGGACUUAUAAUGCUUCAGAUUCAGUGCAAGUGGCACCAGAUGGGUCAAGACUGAAUCAGUAUGAUCUUUUAGGCCAAACAAUUGGAAAAGAGACAGUUAAGUCAAGUACAGGUGAAUAUACAGUAAUGACGGCUCAUUUUCACUUGAAGAGAAAAAUUGGUUAUUUUGUCAUUCAGACUUACCUCCCCUGUAUCAUGACUGUCAUUCUGUCUCAAGUGUCAUUCUGGCUGAACAGAGAAUCUGUACCUGCCAGGACAGUCUUUGGAGUAACAACUGUGUUGACAAUGACAACACUAAGCAUCAGUGCUCGAAAUUCUCUGCCCAAAGUAGCAUAUGCAACAGCUAUGGAUUGGUUUAUUGCUGUUUGUUAUGCAUUUGUAUUCUCUGCAUUAAUCGAAUUUGCAACUGUAAAUUAUUUCACAAAACGAGGAUGGGCCUGGGAUGGAAAAAGUGUAGUGAAUGAUAAGAAAAAAGAAAAAGCAUCUGUCAUUAAGAAAAACAAUGCCUAUGCAGUGGCUGUUGCCAACUAUGCUCCAAAUAUUACCAAGGACUCAGUGCUACCAACCAUCUCCAAGAGUGCUACAACUGCAGAACCCAACAAGGCAAAACCAGAAGCGAAGCCACAAGAAGCAAAGAAGACAUUCAACAGUGUUAGCAAAAUUGACAGAAUGUCUAGAAUAGUGUUUCCAGUCUUAUUUGGUACUUUUAAUUUAGUGUAUUGGGCUACAUAUUUAAACAGGGAGCCUGUCUUACUUGGCUUCGCACCAUCAACCUAAAAGCUGACUUGCACUGAGGACUUCAAGCAUCAUUCUAAUCAGAUAGGUUGUUCGCUAUGUACAGUCCGACUAAUAACUGCUAAUCUGUGAACCAUUCUGUACAGUGUGUAUAUAAAUGUCUUGUCUGUGUGUCUCCAAAGGAGGGACACAGCGUUAAUUCAUGGGUCUGUAAACAGAUAGCACCCAUGGCAAAUACAGCCAGCUCUUUAAAAGUUAAACCCAGGGGACUUCUGUUAAACUAGGAUUCAAAUAUACAGAAUUAUAUUCUCUCCGUACAAUGAGAUGAAGAUGUGAUCUUACAUAAUUAUUUAGGAGCAGUAUUUUUUUAAUUUAAAGUUAAAAUAUUUUUCUAUAAAGUAACUAAUUCUACUUUAGUGAAAGAAACUGUCAUUUAAAAAAGUGAUUUUUUUAAAAAGGUGUAAUUGUUUCAUACAAUAGCAGUACCCAUGUACAUAACAGAGUACGGAGGUCGUACAGUUCUGCUCUUCACAAACAUUCUGGAUACAAGUUAGAUUGAGGAGGUAGUAAACACUACUGUAUGGCAAAAGCCACAAGUUUCUUACUUCUGUCCUCUUUGAAGUUGUUAAUAAAUACAUCUGAUUGAUUUCAGGGAAAAGGGUAAAUCAAAUUCAAUAUCAACCAACUUCUGCUAGUGAGAUACUUAUUUUUUCACUGUUUUAUUUAUUUUAUAUUAUUAAGCUGGAUUGUCUGGUUCAGCAAAGCUGGAUUUUUUUAAUUAUUAUUUUUGAUUUUGUUCUUAAUUUUGUUCUAAUUUUCAGGUUUAUAGAAUCACUCAGACAUUUUUCAGGUUUAAUUUUAUCAGUAAUAUAAUAUACUUUUUUCUUUGCUUAAUGUUUUCCUAAAGUCUGCCAUUACAAUAUUUACCUGUAUUUGUCCCAGGAAGCACUGUUUUCAAGGGAAACAAGAACCAUGAUUUAAGUUCAGGAAUAUGUCCAUAUAAUAAAAUUUACUGCUGCUUUUGUAAAUUGCAACUUUACAUUUCGCUGACAUAACUUUACAACAACUUUGUAUACUAGAAAUGAUUUUGCUAAGAUUUGAAUGUUAUUUUUUUAAUAAAAGGUCAUGCAUCAUCAGUAGGCAUCAACUGUAUUUCAUAUACACAAAUACAACAAAAUUGGAUCUGCCAUUGGCAAUUUUAUAAGAACAUUUAAUACUAUCAGUAAAAUUGUUUUUCUUCUGAGCCUUUGCAAAGAUUCUUUAUGCCCCUAAAGGCCUGGUAAAUCAUAGCAUAAAUAAUAAUUGUGUACUGUAUUUAGAUUUUAGUAUACUUGGCCAAUGAAAACUAUUUUGAUUCACACAUACAUUAGCAGUUAUUAGUUGACCUUUAAAAAAGAUACACCUUUAUGAUGAUGUCUUCUAGUAGAGACAUAUGUAGUCGUAUAGUGUCAUUUAUUGCAGUUUUGUACAGUAACUUGAGUAUAGUGCAUAAAAUAGAUAUGUUCAGAGUUUAAAAAAAGUUGUACAAAUAUUUCUAAAAUCAAAUAAAAGAGUAUCUUAAGACAUGGAAGUGUGCUAAAAACAACAAAGAGAAACACCGCUUUCUUUUGCUGUUUUAUUUUCUUGCUUUUUCUUUGCUUUGGAUGUGAUUCUGUUUUGUACUUUGUGUGACAGUAUAGAUGCCAAGGUCACAAAUGCAUAUUAUAAAUAGAAUUAAUAGUUAAGACAGAGUUGACAUCAGUAAAAUAAAGACAUUUAGUAGGUUAUAAAAGAAAGGGAGAAGCAUGGACAAGGUGUGUAUCCCUUGAAUUCCCUCUAAUUAAACUGUCAGACUAAACCUUUCUCAUCAACAGUAGCUUAAAAAUGAGCACUUUACUCAGAACAUUGAAAUAAAAAUAUCCUUAUUUUCAUAUAUAUUUAUAUGUAAAUGUAGAUCUUCCAUGUAACAUGGAGAUGUGUGCAAUAGUGUGAUUAUGAACAAAAGGCUAGAAGGCAAGCAAUAAAAAAAGGGUUUUUCAUGGUAUAAGCAUACAUUUUUAAAAUGUUUCAUUUGUAAAUUAAAAAUUUUCCCUUCAACAUCACAUUGUCGAGGUAUGAAUAAAUAUAUAAAUAUGUACAUAUGUACAAAUAAUUGUAAAUAUUAGGACUGUAGAAAAAUCCCUUCACUUUUAGCUCUGUUUUUGGCAAAGGGCUCUGACUGUAUAGUUUAAUGGAGGCCCCUGCUAAAAUGCUCUUGAACUUGAAUAGCUCAAUUAUGUUUUCUGUGGCUGAGGUCUCCUUCCUGUGACCUAGUGAGAGCUCUUACCUUCUGUUCUUAUCAGCAAGAUCUAGGGACUCUCCAAACCUCACCAGACUGGGGUGUGAGAAGCAGAGUUUUGUGCUUCACCCUUGGCUACAUCAUCCCAGGUACUCAAACCCUUCACAGUGUUGAAACUGUUGUGUAUUUCUCCAUGCACGACACUGUAUAGUCAGAAGUCUCCCCAUGCCAAAUGAGUGUGCUCAGUCAUGUUGAAUUACCUGAUAAGGAAGGAUCUUGCAUCCUUAUCCAAGAAUGGGACCUCCUCAAAGGCUUUUAAUGAUAGAGUCAUCUCCAGCAAGACUUCUCUGGAAAAUGCCAUCUGGGUAACUCAGAGCUGCCUGCAAAAAGCCCAUCUUCAGUUUGCACAAGAAGCCCAACGCUGUCUCAUGUUAGUCAGCCCUCCUGCUUCCACUUUCAUUAGGUACAACUAUUUUUUCAUUCACUGACCCUUUUCUCUAACCUUUCUUGAGUCAGUAGAAGAAACAUGUUUAUCACGUGGUAAAGUUACAUUUAUUGCCCAGUUACAUAGAAAAGUAGGCAUACUAUAUAAACUUAGUGAAAAAAAAUCCAAAACAUUUUAAAUGUAUACCUGUAGUUAUUGUGGGCAUCAGCAGGGCUUUUAAAUGGGCACGCUCCAGAAAAUUUAGUAAAUUGGUCAACAUUAAAGCAAUCUCAUUCUAUGGGAAGAAGGAGUAUGCUUUACUGUUUCACUGCUCAAACAUUUACAGUGGCCCAGCUGCGUACACAUAAGUUGUAAAUUUGUAAGACUACCAUCUGGAUAAGUAAAUAUAAAUGUAAAGAUUUAAGUGAAUGGGAGCAUUGUGCAAGGAGUACCAGACUACAAGAGUUAGGCCUUACUUUCCUUUAGAAGGAAUCUGUGUCACUUCAUUUACUAUAGAAUCUGUGUCUGGGAUUUUAAAGCUAAUGUCACAAAUCUAUGUGCCAAAUAUGUAGAGGUUUCCUAUAAUUUGAGUAAAUCAGGUCUUAAAUACUUCAAGUGGGGAGUAUGAGUGAGAAAAUGCAAGUAAUUUCUCUCUCAAGGACUUGCACAUAGAAUCUGACAGUGAAUUUUUUGGUUGACAUAUUAAUCUAAUCUACUUCUAUUAUUCUUGGGUCAGUAUGUCAUAUUUUAUGAUUUAAGAAAUUAAUAAAAUAAAUACAAAGAUAAAACACUGUGGUAAGGUUAGAUUGGAAUUACAGUAAUUCUAAAUGAGGUUUAUGAAGUAGGCUUCCAGUGUAGUACUGGGGCACAUACUUCUGGAUGCAUGUGUCAGUUAAUUUAACAGUAAUUUAUAAAUCAGCAUGAAAAGUAGAGAUCAGCACAGUUUAUCAGCCAGAGUUGUCUGCUGGAGACUUCAUGACAGAAGAGUAGAAAAUUCUCAAUUAUGCUGUGGCAAAUUAAAUUACCUCCACCUGUCUUAUGUGAGCUAAUUCAGCUUGUAACUGCUGCAUUGUUGAGCAUCUUUAAAAAAAUAUUAUGGUAGGGGUUCUGAGAUAUGAGCUUUAGUUUGGCAGACCACUCAUGCCACUGAAGAUUAUUCUAAAUUAAGGAGUCAAUUUGCCCAUAUAGUCACAGAAAAGAGCAUCUAGAGACUGAACAGGAGCCUUACUGAAACACCUUCCCUUCCCAGUGGUUACAGAUAACAUACAGGGUGAUGAGACUUUUCAAAAGAGACCAAAACUGUCUGCAUGAAAUCAACGAGAAGCAGCAGGGAGGAGGUAGGGAUGUAUGGGGGAGGAAAGGAGAAAAGAAAGCACACAAAUGGCUUUGUUACCAUGGCAGUGGAAUGUGAGAUAACUGAGGAGGAAGUCGCUGAGGGAGGUAAUAUGUAUUUUUGUUUCAGCUUCAGUUCUGAGCCUUCACUGCCACAUGUGAGUUGUGGACAGUAACUUCUAGAGCACAUAAAAUGGAAAUACUUGUAUAAUUCUACUGAACUUGAGGGACGUGAGUUGUGCCUUUGAAAGUGAGAGGCCUCUAGUGACUGCUUUGUGAAAACAGACCAUGCAAUACUGUGUGUCUCCUGCUGUUUGGGACAUCUUGGGUGGAAGGAGAAAAGAAGCUUCAGAAAUUAAGUAGAAUUUUGUUAAUUCUACACUUUGUUUUCUUAAAAAGCAUGGCUUUCACUUAAGCAGAGAGUCAGCACUCAUCCUCCAUACCUCUCAUUCUUAUUCUGAAAGCUUAGUAGUGCACAGGUUUUGCCUUGGCCUUCACGUAAGAGAUGAAGUCCAUGGUGCUGAACAUUACCACUCCUAACAAAUUUGCAUGAAAGACUAUUUCAGUGUGGAUAUGAAGCUAUCAUCAUCUAUGCCCGAUUAUGUGCAGACACAUAAUGCUAAAAUUUAUAAAGCCAUGCAAUGAGUUUUAAAGUAGAGGAAGAAAACAUUUUAAAAUAAACCCAGUAAGUUAAAUGGCUUCAUUUAAAAAACACAGUUUAAGAAUUGUAGAAAUGCUUAAACAUACCUAAAUAGACUCUCUGAAUGUAGUAUAAUUUCAUGUCACAUAUAAAGUUUUUAUCUUACACAUAUUUAAAUGCUAAAAUAAUUACGUGAAUUUGUGUAAAAGUCAGAUCACCCUUCAGCCUUGAGUAAAGUUAAUGGUUCUUUAUAAAGCAGUGUUAGGAUUCCUUCCAUCUCAUCCCAGCAUGGGUGAACCUUCUUCUAGAAUGCUCUUAGUCCACAAUAUAAAUUCAAGUUACAUCCUUUUAAUAUCUCUUUUUUUUUUUUUCUCUUCAGUCAAGGAAAUUUCCACCUCAUUUCUGUAGAUGACCCAAACUCCCUAACAAGUAGAACUUUUAAUUAUUUUCUAAAUCAAAUUAUUAAUUUCAGCCAUCUGAGAAUCAGUGAGGGUCUUUAGUAAUAGAAGUUAAAGGAUCAAAACUUUGUUACAAUGCCUGGAAUAUGUUAAUUGCAUAAAAUGUUUUCUCUCUACUUUAAACUACUUAAUUUUCUAGAUUCAAAUUUUCUAGGUGAAUCUUUUAACUGAUGUUUUUGGAAUCUGUGAUUAUAUCUUAUUGGAAGAGGAUAAAUUUUGAGGGCUUGACAUCUCUGGUGGAGAUCAGGGCAAAAUUCGCACUGAAUUUAAAAUAAAUCUAAUUUACAUCCUCAUCCUAUUUAUCUCUAUCAGUGAAGUCAGUAAGGACUUUUCCAGAAGAGAAGUACACCUAACUACACCUGGCCUCUCUUUUGGAUAUGGGUUGUCAGUUCUUUAGUCCAUGAAAAUAAACCCUUAAAAGAAGUGUCAACCAGAGUGGAAUACAGAGCUUUGUCUGAUUUUUUCUUGAUAUUUAUUAAUGCCCUUUAAGAAUAUUGUAAAAAUGCUCUAAGUUAGGAUGAGGUGAUAACACUAACAAAAAGGAAUUUGGAGGAUGCUUUAAAAUAUGCAAGAUAAUGUAUACUCUUCCUCUAGUGUUGGAGUCUACAUAAAUAUAUAUGAUUAUAUUUUUAUUGUUGGAUAAUUUAAAGUUCUAUUUUGCUUUCAAAUUAAUAAUGUGAAUACUUUACUUGAUAAGGUGUUCUGGAGUGUGUCCUUAUGCAUUCAAGGUUUUUAAUGAUUGCAAUGAGUGCUUUCAUUCAUCUGAUAUUAAAAGGGGUGAGCUUCAACAGGUUGAAGUGUUAUAUUUGCUUUCCUAUACUUUAUCCAUCAAACUACGCCAUUGAGGAUGGAUGGAAAUAGCGAAUGGAACAAGAUAUUACUUUGAUCAACUGCUUUUGAUAGUCUUUAUUAGAUGUUCAUUUUGGCUGAAUUUUUCAGUUUAUAGGCUACUGUAGCUUAGCAAUAGCACGGAAUGCAAUGUAGUACUUUACAUCUGUUAGAAUACAUAUGCACCGUAUCUAUAAACUGUUAAAAUAUCAGUUCCUAAACUGCACCCCUUCACCCUCUGCCCUCCAAAUAGUCACUUUAUUAGGAAACAUUUGAAGGCACUUUAAUUUUGAUGGAAGUGAUUACACUAAGUGUUGUUAUACUUGAUUAAAAAAAAUAGUAAAAACAAAGCGGUCUCUGAUUCAUACAUAGUUUGCAAUUUCUCAGCUGGGCUGGAGUCAGAAAACAUUUAUGCAUUGUAUGACACAUCUACUUUAGUGAGUCACUUGGGUGUGAAAAUGUAUAGGACUUGGAAAAUAGGCACUCCCAGUAUAUUAAAAAGAAAAAAGGGAAUGGGAAGAAUGAAACCAAUAAUUUUGAAAUUAAACACCAAUCAAAUAUGCACAAUAAGAAACUGCAUGAUAAAUGUAAGUAUACUUAACCUUGAACAUCAAUGUCAUAUACAAUCUUCUGGGUGACAGUUUACUUAUUUAGUAGGUUUCAUAGUUAUAAAUAAUUAAAGAAGAUUAUAAUAUUCUGUAAUUUGUGACCUUGUUUUAACUGGGAAAAUCGUUACUUUUCUAAAAUGUAAAAGAAAUAACUGGAUUUAUGUUUGAAUGUGUCACUGCUUGCUGUUGAAGAAUAUUUAUUAACCACAUGCAAAAUAUUGCUUAACAUUAUCUUUUUGUACUUCUUAUUAAAGUUAAUUUAAAUAUA